This is a messenger RNA of Schistocerca nitens (vagrant locust), 7992 nucleotides long. It is a transcript of the gene SPR, whose product is annotated as sex peptide receptor. The record is from RefSeq and is a predicted model, not a curated record. The transcript is spliced from 9 exons. NCBI's taxonomy places the organism in Eukaryota, Metazoa, Arthropoda, Insecta, Orthoptera, Acrididae. Gene Ontology annotation, cellular component: membrane. Gene Ontology annotation, molecular function: G protein-coupled peptide receptor activity. The coding region runs from base 321 to 1532 and encodes 403 amino acids. Gene Ontology annotation, biological process: G protein-coupled receptor signaling pathway.
GGUUGUCAUAUUAGUACGACACUGCGACUGUAUUGCUGUUAGUGGAACUUCCCUCUACUCCUGAAUCACGGAGAUCGUGGGGGCAGGAUCCAUAAGCAAAGGCAAGCGGUGGACGGAUUAAAGAAACAAAUUCAUCAAGACACCCUUGUUUCACCAGUGCCCGGUGGUCCAUGUCUCGACUGAGUCCUUCUUCUAGGUUUUAAGAGAGUCGUCUGCGCAGAAUGAGAUCACCCCUAUUAGCCUAUAUACCUCACUAGCAGGGAAAAUGAUAAUGAUGGCCCCGUAUCUCUGGUAUCGACGGUAGUGGUAGAAGCGUCAUAAUGGACAACAGUACGUGUGGCAACGUAGCCGAGGUGUCCCUCGACUUGGACCCGGAUGCUGACGUCAAGUGCCCGCCGGUGAAGGCCAUGGUGAUGGUUACGUGCGGUAACGUGAGCAGACCGAUGCCGUUCCUCAACGUCUCUACCGAAGUUCCCAUCGAGUACGCGCAGCCCAUGCUGGGCUACGCGAUGCCCUUCCUGCUGGUGAUCACCAUCAUCGCCAACACGCUGAUCGUGGUCGUGCUGUCCAAGCGGCACAUGCGCACGCCCACCAACGUCGUGCUGAUGGCCAUGGCGCUGUCCGACAUGCUGACGCUCCUGUUCCCGGCGCCGUGGCUCUUCUACAUGUACACCUUCGGCAACCACUACAAGCCGCUAGCGCCCACCAGCGCCUGCUACGCCUACCACAUCAUGAACGAGGUGAUCCCGGCGCUGUUCCACACGGCGAGCAUCUGGCUGACGCUGGCGCUGGCGGUGCAGCGGUACGUCUACGUGUGCCACGCGCCGGUGGCGCGUACCUGGUGCACCAUGCCGCGCGUGCUCAAGGGCGUGGGCUGGAUCGCCGGCUGCGCCGCGCUGCACCAGUCCACGCGCUUCGUCGACACGGUGUACGAGCCGUGCGAGGUGCCGUGGCGCGGCCAGCCCGCCGUGCCCGUGUGCGUGCCCACGCUGUCGCCGCUCGUCGAGGCCAUCACGCCCGACGUCUACUUCGUCUCCUACUACAUGUUCCGCGUCGUCUUCGUGCACAUGCUGCCCUGUAUCUCGCUCGUCGUCCUCAACGUGCUGCUCUUCCGGGCCAUGCGCGCCGCCCAGGUCCGGCGCAGGAUGCUCUUCCAGGAGAACCGCAAGAGCGAGUGCAGGAAACUUCGGGACUCGAACUGCACGACGCUCAUGCUGAUCGUCGUGGUGACGGUCUUCCUGCUCGUCGAGAUCCCUCUGGCAAUCGUCACCAUCCUCCACAUCAUCUCGAGCAGCGUCACCGAGAUUCUCGACUACUACGUCGCCAACGUGCUGGUGCUCUUCACCAACUUCUUCAUCAUCGUCAGCUACCCCAUCAACUUCGCCAUCUACUGCGGCAUGUCGCGGCAAUUCCGAGAGACCUUCAAGGAGCUGUUCGUGCGAGGGGCGGUGGUGGCCCACCGGAACGGUGGAAGUUCCAAAUACUCGCUCGUCAACGGACCGCGUACGUGUACCAACGAGACGGUGUUGUAACGACGAAACAGUUGUACCAUACUUCAAGUGAACGUCCGAUGCGACGCGUCGACUCUUUCUCGUACCUUCUUCUGUGGCGUCAUUGGAACGCGUUUCAUCAUAACCCUCGCAACAUCACAUUAACUCUUCGUCUUCGUUUCCCCUCUAUCCAACAUCUGGUCAAAUGGGUAUGAAUGGUACUCUGAUGAUAUUUCUCUACUGUUGGACUUUUAUUUGUUGCUCUCAGAAGCUAGUUUCGUCAAAGAGAGGGGUCUGUUGUACUGUAGCGUACUAAGAUGUAUCUCCUCGGCUACACGUUGACGAACGAGAGUCAUUCUAACGCACAGCAGUUCCUUCUGUGACUGCACCGUUGACUUACGCAUACUUCGUAAUUCAAAAUAUCAGCAGAAGACGGUUCAGAACAUAGGCACGAUCAUCUUACUAUAUUCACCACACCAAUCGCAACAGUCCACCAGUGUAACUUACAACAUUUUAUACCUUAGUCAAUAUUAUUCACCAGAGCUCUCCCCAAUUUUCAUGUCCUAAUCACACUGAAACACAACGUUGCCGAUGAAACAUGUCUGAGUCACAUCAAGCGACCGUGUACUUCAGACCAACACUGAAAUGUACAUCUUUCCUCACCAGGAGAAGAAUAUGAGUGUGGCUGCAAAUUACAAAUAGAAAUUGAAUAAAACGAGCGCAGUUAUCGAUUUCAACACAAGGCCCUCUUGACAUUAUACGAACACAGCCCUAAAAGUGAGUAACAUGCCCCAAAGUUUGUCCAACAAGAAAUUCAUGAUUUUCUGUAUUGUGGGGAUAAAUAAACCGAGCGACCAAAAUCUAUUUGGUGGUGUCUCCAAUCAUACGUCAUUGAUUUGGAAUUAAAUGCUGUUAGCGGUUUUUUCACUUUGUGUUGUUUCUGGAUCAAUUUCUGUUAAGCUGUCAGGUAGAAACUCUAGUUUGAUAUUUAUCUUUCAGGUGUUGCAACACAGGAGAAUUCUGCAAUAAUGUUCCCAAUCCCUUUCUUUGAAACCCUUGAAACGCAAGGAAAAGAUCUUAAGGAUGAGCGAACGUUUCAUUUCUUAAGAGACCUUCGACCACAUGAAUUCCAUGUAAAGAACCGUUUUUGGUUCUAUAUUCCGGCAUGCACCCCAGUAUUUUUCAGUCACGUUCAUAUCACAUUUAGAGAUGGAUUGUUUUACACUAUUGCCACCCAAGAACUCUUUACCAGGGUUCAAGGUCUAUAGCAUCACCACCAUCAUUCUCAUGUCAUUUUUCUCUCCUUGUGGUCUUAUUUUGACAGAACCUGACUCAUGCUUCACGUAGUGGGAAACUGCUUGUAGCUUAUAGACCAGAGACGAUCAUGCAGACUGAUUCAAUUGUUAAAAUACCGACCUUCACAAAAGCAGGAAAUCGGACAGGCGUCUAAAUUUAAGAAGAGUGAAACGUGUAAUUCUUCUUUAUAGCGUAACAUGCGCCAUAGUAUAUUGUAUGUCCAGCAGAUGAGAAAUUAAUUUCGUACAGAAGAAAGUGUCACAGGUACGUGCAUAGCGUUACUUGUAGAACAGGAUUGACGCAAUCCACAAAGUCUUCGUUUUCAACUCAUCUGUUAAAAUAACUUACAAAUCGCGUUUUCCGCUGAUCUGGAAUCUCUACACCAUUUUGCAAUAGUAUCAAUAUGUGAUUCAGCUUUGAAUGUCAUUCACAUGUUCGUUCAUAAGAUAUAAUGGUAUUUUCCUCUUUGUCCACAAACGUAAGGUGUCAGCUGCACAAUUAUUUGGAUGUUUGCGCAACGGGAUUUUGUUGUUGUAAGAAACAAAUUUGUCACUAGCGAAUGUGGGGGAUAGUCACUCAUGUGUUACAAGGUGGACUGCAGAUAACACUGUCACGCAGUACCUACUGACCAACAAGAGAACAGAAUUUCUCACUUCAAACUGAGUACAGUGACUAAUAUGAGUCACGUUAAGAACAAUCUCACUGAAAGCAUGUCAACAUGGUACACAUUUUGUAAUAAGAAAGAAGACUUCAACUUGUGUUUGCGUGUUAGAGACUGAACAAAGAGUUAAUUAGUGUCUUCGAAAAGUUUUUACUCUCAGUUACGUAACUACAUGUCACUGUAUAAUCCAUAAUACUUGUAAAUAUUUGUAAAUCAUAUUUUUAAUUUAACAUUGCAUUGUAUGAGGUCAGUAAAUUCCUUCAGUUAAAUGUUUAAACUGGUGCUAUGUGUCUGUCAAGUGUGUGCUCUGUACAUAAUAAUGUGGUUGGGUAAAUUUUGCUAUGUGACUGUAAAUAUCUAUAUGUUUAAAUAUGAAGCUAAAAAAUUUAUCAUAAGGAUACAGAAAAUGCCGAACUUUAAUUGGACAAUGUAAACAGAGAUAUCUGUAUUGAGUGUUACUGGGUAAGCGAUAUGGUUCCUUCAUUCACCUUCUGCCUGAGGAAUUAAUUCAGGAAGGACUGAAGCGAAACUGGUUAUAUAUCUGAUGUGGGGAGUCAAGGAAUCACUAACCUGCACUAGGCCACUUAAGUACUGAACUACUGUACAAAUAGCUCUGGCCCACUGAGAAGCAAAUACUCCAAACUGAUCUUGUACUCUUUGCGAUGCGUGAAUGUGAGCUUUUCCAUGAUGCUUGUCCAGCCAGUGAACAAAAGACCAGUUUCGACCCUCACUUUGGGCUGUUAAUUCAGUCUAGAGCUAAAGCCUCUCGACUGAACAUCUCAGGCAUUUGCUGUAAAAUUUGUGUAUAUAGCUUUAUACUGAGUUUAUGGCAACCUCAUAUACGUGCCUCUUGUUUGCAAUUUUAUUUUUCCCAAACUGCUACUGGUGUGAUAUAUUCGAAGCUGAAGAGGACUAGUCAAAAUGAUGUUAAUAAUUUGCUACACCAUUAAGGUGAUACUAUUUUCUUGAGGUACAUGAAAACAAAAUUACAUUUUUGGUCAUUGCAGUGUUCACCAUUUUGUAUUGUGGAGGAUUGGGUCAUUUUAGAGAGAAACAUUGACGUCGAUGAGCUGAAUAACCUUAAAAAUCUGAAUUUCAUUCAGCUUCAAAACCCACUGCAGGAGAGAAGGAUUAUCACAUGUAGUGAAUGAGGGACGCUUCUAUUUGACCUAGUUUGGAAAAUGCUACAUGUCAUUCUUUAAUAGCAGUUUUAUCGCUAGUUAAGAUCUAAAUGUUAGGCAUGGUUAUUACCCAUUUUACCUAAUCGAUUUAAUGGAAACUAACUUUACAAGCAGAAUAAGGACGCAAACACGCAGUAUGAUUAAAAUUACACUCGGAGUCAGAGUGUGAAAUGUUUUGAAACUUAACGACAAAUGAAAACUGUAUGCCUGUCAGGGACACACAUCUAAAAAUGUGCCCUUGCUGGUCGAUGCUGUUACCAACCGAGAUAUCCAGGCAUGGCCCACGACCUGCCCUCAAAGUUUUAAUUCGAACAGUGCCUCUCUCCUACCUUCUAAAUACCAAAGAUAUUGUUCUGCAUAGCUGGCAGGGUUAAGCACAGAUUAGGGAAUAUUUUACACAAUGAAUCUUUCAUUGUGUAGCAGAGCGUGCACUGAUUCAACAGAGUACUCUCCAAUAAAGAGUGAAAGUGUUAUUCGGGAAGUAGUCACAUACACUGUUCCAUCUUGCUUGCCCACUGAUGGGUGGCAAAGCGCCUAUAUUCACAGAAGAUUGGUACCGGUUGUUGCGUAAUCAGUAAGGCUCCCUGGGUGUAGUGUACGGGGAAGCAUACAGACAGGGUUGGCCAAGUGGUUUGCACAUGUACGUGUGUAACAGGGCCAUCUUUCCUAAAAUUGAAACUCAUCACCAGCCAAUGAGCGAACUGAAGGGCACAUGGCAGUGCCAACACUCAAUGAUUGUAAGGGGAAUGGUGGGAGGAUGUUAAAUAGACAUGAAAAGUGGCCCUACUGAUCUGACAUAAUUAAGACGUGGCCACCCAAAAUUAUUAUCAAAGAUUUUUUAGCUACAAAUUUCAACGAGAGACACAAUUAGAUUGGUUUUUUACAUUAUAGUAUAACAUACAUUUUCUGACAAACAUUUACAGUGUUAAGCUAAUUCAUUGGCAAGGGGUUUAGAGUCUGAUACUAAUCAACAUGUAUUGGGAAGAAACGAUAAAAUUCUUGCCGAAAGAUUAGUAUUAAAUGGCGAAUAGUGCAAUAGCAGUGUAUGAUUUCGAACUAUGUAUCGAGCUGCAACAGCGUUGAUCGUAAAUCCGCAUGUUGUGCUCCAGAAUGAAGCUUCAAUUACUGAAACUCAGUAAAAAUGCCACACCUGUCCGCACAGUUGGCCUCGCUGGUGUGAAUAGGACUCACCAUGUUAAUCUGCAGGUGGAGGCGGAAGUCAUUAGUUUCUACUAACAGUUUACCUCUGCGGCUAAAUUCCAACCAACCAGAAAAUUUCUAAGUCAACCUAGUUCGAAGAGCUGUCAGGCUGCAGAGAUGCUCGGCCGUGAUGACUCCUGGGGGCACAGUAAUUUCAUCCUGUGUGAUUCCGAGAACUGAAAUUCAUGACUCUGCAUUUCUCGUUCAUCACAUCAUUUUGAUUAACUGAACUAUGGAUAUUUCGAGUGCCAGUCAGCGAAAAGGUAUCUUAAGAGAUAGUGGUUUCUUUUCCUGGCUGUGAUUUCAGGUGGUUAACCAGUAACAUGCUCCAUAACACUUCAUGCUGAAAAACCGUGUCCUUCUCUAUUUCUGUCUGUCUGUUGCCAAUAAAGAUGAACCUCUGUAGCACAGCUGUGCUGCUCUCUGUAACUUCCAAAUUAUUUAUGUUGCAAAUUCGUUACAGCUCUUACAUUGAGUUAAACAUUUCUGUCAAGCAGCGUCUAAGCUCAGUGUUGUGUCCCAUGUCCUCAAAGGUCUCCAAACUACCUUGGUCCUCAGUCCACUUUCGAAUGUUAUCUACAGCCAUCGAUGCAUUAUGAAGAAGGCAGCUUUUUAUGGUUCUGUUCACGAAAGUGUUCUUCCUGGUCUUGCCAAAAAGGUACAUUGCCUCCUCCUACAUGCAGGUUGUUAAAAAUACUCUGCUGGUGUGCCAGUACCACAGGAGAUAGUAUCUGCGUUUUUUUCUCUUGACAUUCGGCACCCAAUAUCAGCUUCCUCAAAGCCUUAGUGGGUCUGACUGCGUGGCACUGACCCCUGCAGUUCUCAACGAGUCCUCUCCAGUAAUUCUCAUAGGGUGGUCCACCCUCCCAAUCAACUGCAGAUCCACUUACUUACAGCCCAGUGCAGUAUACUGUCAUAGUGGCCUCUUAUGUGGGAGAACAUGCAGUCCAGUAAAAAAAAUUAAUCUAUGUUAGUUCAGCAUUGCCAAACACUGCUACUAAUACACACCUCAGUUAUUGAUUGGGAUUAAUUAUUCCGAUCUGACUUACCUUUUUAAUUCUGGUUUUAUAUGAGUUACGGAACAAUUUCCCAAAAAUGGUUACAUAAAAUUGGGCAGUGAUGCAACAGCCUUUGAGGCGUCGAUUAAGCUUCUCCGCAGUGUCCUUUCGUCCAGGAGUGCUAGUUCCGCUAGUCUUGCACCAGAACUUCUGUGAAGUUUGCAGGGUACGGGGGAGGUUCUGUCGGAAGUCAGACUCUAAGGACGGGUCAUGAAUCAUGCAUGGAUAUCUCAGGAGGAGCAUUGCCCGAAUAAGACGAGGUUCGCUUUUCAACUCUCCCUCAGGCAGACUGUUUUAAUCCGCCAGGAAUUUUAAGAGGAGCUGUAACCUAAAACUGUAUUAAGAGUACCCGAUCAGGCCAGAAGUAAAUUAUGACUACCGCUAAUAUACGAUUACAGCCGUCCGCUGCUACCAGCAGCAUCCAACAUCUACAGAUGCAAGGAAUACACGAGCAGUCCCCCGCUAAUACAGUUUAUAUUAGGACGAGAGUGAUGUAAACAGGGUACUGGGAGAGUUAAAUCUGAAUUUUACUGUGAAGCGAUUCUGCCGUGUAAGUUCGUCCCAAGUUUCAGUCCUCGAGCGGCGUCCUCAGUGUGUGGUGACGUCAGACACGCGGUCAGCGGCAGCUGCGCCCCGAGAUGAGCCCCUUCGUGGUCGCCAGUCGCCCCUGACUGCCCUGCGCCUCGGAGGCACAGUGUGGGAGUCUUUAUGUUUGGAAAUCUGUAUAUAUCUCUUACGAACGACGCUUAAAUUUAUAUAAAACAUAAUAAUAGACAGAUAUUUUGAAAUGUGUUAACUGACUGGAGCUAAAUGUUUGUUCAUGUACAAAAAUAUUAAUUACAUGUGUGUUAAAAGUGUCAUACGAAUAAAUUUUAAGGAUUUACUGCGAAGUAGUAAUAUGGCUGUAAAAAGGAUUCUUAUGGUCUUCUCAAGAGCUUUUGUAAGUGUGGUGUAAUAAUAAACCUGUACUUCUCUGGUUGAGACUGGGCAGCCCUGUUGCUGUCUUCUGUAGGCAAUUCCUGUUUAUGAAAGAUGUCCUGUUCACCAUGCUACUGUGUGGCCUGCAGAAUACACUAAAUAUAAUAAAUUCCCUUUUAAAUUGUCAA